AUGGUCACUAGGGGAGUCGAUGAGGACGAAGCUUACGUAUGUGACCCCCAGACCGAGGUGCGGCAGAUAUCGCCAACACACAUCUUGCUGCGAUUUGUCAGCCAUGUGUCGCAGAUAUUUCAACCUGCCACCGGGUUUGUGAGUGUGGACGAGCAGGCGACGUUGAAGGGCGUCGAUGUGAUGGACGUCGACGACGGCCUCAAGGAUGAGUACGUGCGACGCGAACUGAUCCGACGGAGGCAUGCGGAGCUCUGGUGCGUCGACGGAUUAUGGUGUGGUGACCAUGGCGCCCUUCGGUCUGUUCUUGCUUCCACGCUGCGCUGGGGCCACUUGAACGAAGGACCAAACACCAACCUUGCCGUCCCAUUCCUUCUUGCCGUGUGGGUCAUAUCGCAGCCUGGCCACAGCGGCAAAGAACAUCAACUUAGUGAUAAAGCCCUUGGACUUUACCACCAGAGCCGCGACCUCUUCGUCGUGCGGCGAUGGGCGAAGCUCAACUUCUUGCGCACGUCCGCGAGGUCCCGGACGGCGACUGAAGCAUCAUCGGAUGUGCUGCGUAGCCAAUAA
Aphanomyces astaci is the source of this 567-nucleotide messenger RNA. RefSeq lists its product as hypothetical. The transcript is spliced from 5 exons. The coding region runs from base 1 to 567 and encodes 188 amino acids. Lineage: Eukaryota; Oomycota; Saprolegniomycetes; Saprolegniales; Verrucalvaceae. The record is from RefSeq and is a predicted model, not a curated record.